AUGUCAGACAGUCCAAAACCAACCACAGUUGAUAGUCUUAGAAAAGCGCUCGAAGAGCUCGGGCUCGACUCGCGUGGGCACAAACCAGAGUUAAAGAAGCGUUUGCGCAAGGCAACCAAGCAGAAUGUCAACAAAAAUGAGUCAUUAGAACCUGUCAAGGUUGAAUUGCCAGAGACAAAACAAGACAUCAAGACAAAACUGCCUCUGUAUGAUUAUUAUCUUUUCUUUGACGUUGAGGCGACGUGCGAGGUUAACGGUGGCUUCGAGUUUCCUAAUGAAAUCAUAGAGUUCCCUGUUGUGCUAGUGGAUGCAAACACCUUUAAAAUAGUAGAUGAAUAUCGAUCCUAUGUAAAACCAACAAUCAAUCCUACGCUAACAAAAUUUUGCCUUGAAUUGACUGGCAUUGACCAAGCUACAGUGGAUAACAGCCCUUGUUUUAUUGACGUUCUCGAUGAUUUUCAAGAAUUUCUUGGCAAAUGGUCAUUAUUUCAGAAAAAAUCUGCUGUGUUUGUAACAGAUGGUCCGUUUGAUAUUAGAGACUUUAUCACAAAACAAUGCAAGCACAGUAAUCUCAAGAAACGCCCAGCCUAUUUUUCUACACCAUGGAUUAAUAUUCGCAAACUAUUCCGCGAAUUUUAUAAUUAUCCCGUAAACAAGAAUAUUGGAGCAAUGCUAGAAGCUCUUGACAUGAAAUUUGAGGGUCGUGAACAUUCCGGUCUCGACGAUUCUCGAAAUCUAGUGGCAAUUGGAAGGAAAAUGUGGGAGGAUGGUUGUGUGUUCAAGACAAAUAUAAAAUGGAAGGCACCUCACAAGAACAUUCGAAAGAGAUAG
Messenger RNA from Phycomyces blakesleeanus NRRL 1555(-), 831 nucleotides. RefSeq lists its product as hypothetical. Gene Ontology annotation, molecular function: nucleic acid binding; 3'-5'-RNA exonuclease activity. NCBI's taxonomy places the organism in Eukaryota, Fungi, Mucoromycota, Mucoromycetes, Mucorales, Phycomycetaceae. The transcript has 5 exons. Gene Ontology annotation, biological process: exonucleolytic trimming to generate mature 3'-end of 5.8S rRNA from tricistronic rRNA transcript (SSU-rRNA, 5.8S rRNA, LSU-rRNA). The record is from RefSeq and is a predicted model, not a curated record. The coding region runs from base 1 to 831 and encodes 276 amino acids.